CUAUUAUUUUCACUAUAUGGCCCAUAUUUUUGUUUUACAGCAUCCACUGAUUUAUGUAUUUUGGACGGUUAUCUUGAUAAACCAAUAAUAAUUAAAUGUGCUCCCGUUAUUCGCUCAAUAGUGGAAUAUACACAUCGAUAUUCCUCCUAAAGCUGACUGCUAUCCGAAUAUAGGAGCAUUUUCAUAUAACCUGUGACUUUCUUAAAUUAGCAAAUAAAUAACAAAGCCUUUUCGCCUCCGGUUGGUGCUGUAACCCGCCAUCCACGCCCAUACCGUACAACGUUGUAUUAGACAGGAUACCAUUAGGCACUGUGGUGAGUGCGGUUCGAAGAAAGUGGAGAACUGGAGAGAAAGAAAGAGGGAGCGAUUGGGAUGCUACAAUAACAGACAGACAGAACGAGAGGACACCACACAACGUGUUUGUUGGGCAACACGGGGAGAGAAGAGAGGACAAAAUAGCCGAACCGAGAGAGAAGAGCGCGAGUGGCGGUCUGGGUUUGGCAACCGGCUUGUUCGUAGUUCCCUCGAGCCAGCUGCAGCAGGCAGCACCGUGCAAAAUGCGCUAUAUACGGUUCUUCAUUCCUGCGUUCGGUUCGACAAUGGACUCGUUCUGCAAAUGAGCCUGCCAACCUUGCAGCACACCGCGGACGGUAACCUACCCAUUUGAAUUUGAGGGAACGCUGACUGCAACAUGCAGUAAAAACAACACACUGAUAUGUUUUUUUACACGAUACAGUGAAGGGGUGUCCCCCACCGCCGUUAUUCUCUUUCCACAUACCGGUUUUGGAUUAUAAAUCCGGGAUUAGAAGAAGUUCGGUCGAGAUGGGGAAGGAACAAGAACUACUAGAAGCGGCCCGGACCGGGAAUGUGGUCCUGGUGGAGAAAUUACUGAGUGGGAAAAGGGGAAUCCUGGGGACAGCCUCGGGCUCCAUACCUCUGCCAAACCUACUGAGCAUGUGGAGAGGCUUGAAUGUGAACUGUGCAGACAGUUCAGGGUACACACCCCUCCACCACGCAUCACUGAACGGACACAGAGACGUGGUGUUGAAGUUGCUCCAGUUUGAAGCCUCCACCAAUGUGGCUGACAGUAAGGGCUGCUUCCCCUUGCACCUGGCCGCCUGGCGUGGAGACGUAGACAUCGUCCGUAUCCUCGUCCACCACGGGCCCUCACACUGCCGCGUCAACCAGCAGGUGACAACACACUGUUCUAAGCUGACAGACCCCACCAUGAGGAACAUCCUACUGCAGGAGCUGACAGACCCCACCAUGAGGAACAGCCGCGACGAGACGCCCCUGGACCUGGCUGCACUCUACGGACGACUUCAGGUGGUCUGUAUGUUGGUGACCGCCCACCCCAACCUGAUGAGCAGCCACGGGACAAGGCGCCACACGCCCCUGCACCUGGCCGCCCGCAACGGGCACCAUUCAGCCGUGCACACCCUGCUGGAGGCCGGCAUGGACGUCAACUCCCAGACGGAGAAUGGCAGUGCUCUCCACGAGGCAGCUCUCUAUGGGAAGAUGGAUGUGGUUCGUCUGCUGCUAGACUCAGGUAUUGAUGCCAACAUCACAGACUGCCAGGGAAGGACAGCUCUGGAGAUCCUCAGAGAACACCCCGCACAGAAGUCCCAGCAAAUCACUGCACUCAUGCAAGAAUAUAUGAUGGAGGAGAUGAUGGACAAUAAGAGUGUGUUGAUGGAGGAACCUAUUUGCCAGUGUCCUGUCCCCACACCUCGCACAUCUAUCCCCUCUCCCUCCGUCCCCUCCCUCAGGCACAAAAAUGAUGCUGUGACAGGGGAGCUCUCCAAGCUGCUAAAUGAGAUGAAGAUGUGUCGGGACAGAGACUACUCCUUUGAGGAGCUCUGCCAGACCAUCUCAUCCCACUCUCAUUCCAUGGAGAGCUUUGGCAGCGGUCACCUAUCAGACGAGGAGCGACGCAGUAACGGCACCCUGAGCAGAGUCAGAAAGCGGCCCACUCCCCCACUUCCCCCAGCCCAGGAGGAAGAGGAGGGGGAGAAGAGCUGUGGCCCUGCUGGGUUCUGGGAGGCCCUCACACCCUGCAACGGUUGUCACAACCUUGGCUUCUCCAGCGUGUCACAGAACUCGAAGCGCUCGGCAGAGAUCGUACCAUCGCCCUCCCUUGACGUGUUCUUACCGGAGGAUGAGGACAAUCCGUAUGAGUCCGUCACCACCGCCGUGACCCGCAAGCCCUGCUCGCUGGACAUCGGCCUCUUCAACGCCUGCCCCCUCAACGGCCACUCUCCCCAGGUGAUGGUGACUGAGCCGGAGCUGUGUAACCAUAGGAACAGCUCCUCACCGACGGGGCCUACUCCAGACUGCUCUCCCCCCUCCCCAGACACUGCCCUGAAGAGCAUUGACAGAGUCAUCCGCCCACAGCCCAAACAGCGGACCUCCAUCUCCUCCUCCCUGGAUGUCCAGAACCAGAGGCCAGUCAACCACAGCUGUGAUCCCUCCGAGGUGAGCUCGUCCCUGGGCUACGCCAGCUUCAGCACCAGCCCCCCUGCCAGCCCGCCAGUCAGCCCCAACCAGGACUCACUUGGCUCCAACGACGACUGCCCCCCCACAGACGACGGGCCGUACCAGCAGAACCCUCCCCCCGCCUCUUCCAAUACACUCCUACUACCAGACGACCGACGACAGAGCCUCGUCCCUGUAGAGUUCGCCGGCCUCCUCCACGGCUCCUCGCCAGCCUGCGAGACGCCCGACACACCCUACCACCUCUACACCUCCAACACCAACCCCAAAGCCCGAAAACACACCCCCCCAGACCCCCACACCAGCCCGGUAACCACCCUCGGUAACCAUGGCAACCUCACUUCGGUAACCCAGACCCCUGAAUUAGGAAUUGGACUGCCACCGCCCCUCAUUAUCCCUCACACAGGAAACGAGGCGAAGGCUCUGAAGACCCCCAAAGACCCCAUCAAAGACGACAGACCCCCCAAACCUCAGGUAGUCUAUCGCACCAUCUUCCACACCCGGGUUAACCAGAACCCCCAGAGCGUCUUGCCCUCCUCCUCCUCGCCAUAUGGUUGGAACGGGGAGGCGGUGGUGGUGAGGGGGGGUGUGUCGGGAGCUGGCGGACCUAGGGAGGGGGCACCGGGGUCUGGGUACGAGGACAGGGCCUUUACCCUGGGCAGGAUGAGAUCCAUACCUCGCAGUGUGCUGGAUCUAAAGCUCUCCAAGUCACUGUCCAAGUCUGACUCCAACCUGGUGGCUGUGUCACCCAUACAGGAGGAGUACCACUGGGGGUCGGGGGCCAGGGGCCAGGGGCCGAGAGGAAGCCCUAGCCCAGGGGACACCACCAGUCCUGGGGGCCAGCUAGAGAGAACACCCUCCUUCACUGCUGAAUGGGAGGAGAUUGAUAAGAUAAUGAGCUCCAUUGGGGCUGGCAUCAGCACUGGCACGAGCUCAGAAGGGAUCAAGGAGAAUAAUGCAGGUCCCCGGUGCCCCAUGCAGUCUGUGGGCCAAUGGCUGGACAGCAUUGGACUGGUCCAAUACGAGAACCACCUACUGGCUAACGGCUUCGACAACGUGCAGUUUAUGGGCAGUAACGUGGUGGAGGACCAGGACCUGCUGGAGAUCGGGAUCCUCAACUCAGCCCACAGACAGAGGCUGCUACAGGCCAUACGCCUUCUGCCCAGGGUGCGUCCUAUUGGUUAUGACGGUAACAACCCCACGUCAGUGGCUGAGUGGCUGGAGUCUCUGGAGCUGGGAGACUACACUAAGUCCUUCCUCAUCAACGGAUACACCUCCAUGGAACUGGUCAAGAAGAUCUGGGAGAUAGAACUCAUCAAUGUGUUGAAGGUCAGUCUGAUAGGACACAGGAAGAGAAUCCUGGCCUCGCUGGGAGACAGGCUUCACCAAGACCCUCCACAGAAACCCCCACGGGCCAUCUCCCUACGGGAGCCCGGUGGCUGCAACACCCCUCCCCAGAUCCUUCCGGGCCAGGCUGCGUACACCACAGCGGGUGUCCCAGGGGGCUCGUUGGACGUGCAGCACCUCAUCAUGCAGGCGGACGCACGGCGCCGCCAGCGCUCCAACGACAACUACUUAGAGGAGAUGCCUCGCUCCAAACUGGAGCGGCAGAUGGCCCAAGUCAGCAUGCAAGGCGAAUGGUGCGAGCCAAUCACGUUGCGUCCUCCCAACGAGGCCACCUCGUCCACUCCAGUGCAAUACUGGCAGCACCACCCUGAGAAACUCAUCUUCCAGUCGUGUGACUAUGAAGCUUACUACCUGGGCUCCAUGCUGGUGAAAGAGCUGAGAGGAACAGAGUCAACACAAGACGCCUGCUCCAAGAUGAGGUAA
Molecule: messenger RNA, 4323 nt
Organism: Oncorhynchus tshawytscha (Chinook salmon)
Lineage: Eukaryota; Metazoa; Chordata; Actinopteri; Salmoniformes; Salmonidae
Product: ankyrin repeat and sterile alpha motif domain-containing protein 1B
Cellular component (GO): cytosol
Molecular function (GO): protein binding
Source: RefSeq, a predicted model, not a curated record